This is a messenger RNA of Cydia strobilella, 975 nucleotides long. Its product is annotated as mitochondrial 2-oxoglutarate/malate carrier protein-like. The transcript has 6 exons. NCBI's taxonomy places the organism in Eukaryota, Metazoa, Arthropoda, Insecta, Lepidoptera, Tortricidae. The record is from RefSeq and is a predicted model, not a curated record. The coding region runs from base 82 to 975 and encodes 297 amino acids. Gene Ontology annotation, molecular function: transmembrane transporter activity.
UUUACACAUCCAACCAUCCAUUCCAUUUUAAUACAAAAUAAAACUAGUAAAUAAGUAAAUGUGCAUCGAAGUUUGUGAGCCAUGGGAGACAAACCAAGACCAAAGAUCACGAAAAUACCUCCGGUCUACCAGUUCAUUUUCGGAGGAUCAGCCGGCAUGAUGGCAACUUGCAUCGUCCAGCCAAUGGACCUGCUGAAGACCCGAAUGCAACUGCUGGGGCCUGCCGACAAGGACUACACGAUGGUUAAGAUGGCCAACGAGGUAGUCGCUAAAGAGGGUAUGGCGGGCCUUUACAGCGGAAUAUCUGCUGCUCUGUUCCGACAGGCUACGUACACUACCGGACGCCUUGGGAGCUUUAACGCAAUCACCGAUAUCUACACAAAAUCACACGGAACGCCAAACUUCGGCUUGAAGAUGCUCAUCGGUAUGACCGCAGGCGGCAUCGGCGCGCUAGUGGGGAACCCUGCUGAAGUUGCGCUCGUAAGAAUGACCGCCGAUGGCCGCCUGCCACCAGAGAAGCGAAGGAAUUACGCACAUGUCUUCAAUGCGCUUGGGAGAAUGAUCAGCGAGGAAGGUGCAGGCACGUUACUCCGAGGCGCCUCUGCCACAGUCUCCCGCGCAGCGGUCGUCAACGGCGCUCAACUAAGCUCCUACGCUCAAACCAGAGAGAUGCUCCUACCCAUGAUGGGGGAAACAAUGUUACUACAUUUCACUGCGUCUAUGAUAGCUGGACUAAUCACGUCUGCCGCUUCACUGCCGCUGGAUAAGGUUAAAACGAAAGUUCAAAGCGCUGCAAAAGGAGGAGAGCAAAAAGGCAUGGUCGGCGUAAUAUUCGAGGUGCUAAAGAAGGAGGGUAUCCUAGGGUUCUGGAGCGGGUUCCUGCCAACCUACCUCAAGAUAGGACCCCACACGGUCUUCACUUUCAUCUUCCUGGAGCAGAUAAACGCUGCGUAUUUCAGGGCGGUUAAUUCGUAA